This is a messenger RNA of Closterium sp. NIES-67, 1460 nucleotides long. The record is from the annotation of a GenBank genome assembly. Lineage: Eukaryota; Viridiplantae; Streptophyta; Zygnematophyceae; Desmidiales; Closteriaceae.
AGGAAUUAUUGAAGGAGUUCCAAGACAUUCUUCCUAACGAUCUUCCGAACGAGCUACCGCCAUACCGCACACAUCAACACGAGAUCGUGGAGGAACCAGGUUCGAAGCCGACCUUCCGAGCACCAUAUCGGCUCAGCCCUACGGAGCUGACUGGCAUGAAAAAACAGAUCGAGUAUCUCCUAGCCAAAGGACUCAUCCGACCAUCUACUUCGCCAUACGGUGCCCAAGUGCUCUUCACACCGAAACCGGAUGGAAGCCUGCGCAUGUGCAUCGACUACCGAGCUCUUAACAAGCAGACCAUCAAGAAAAAAUAUCCGAUACCACGAAUCGAUGACCUGCUUGACCAGCUUCGGGGAGCUACGAUAUUUUCCAAAUUGGAUCUGCGGAAGCCCGAACGCGACUACGUUAUCGAAGCUGACGCCAGUGACCAGGCAGUGGGAGCAGUCUUGAUGCAAGAUCAAGGAAAUGGACUGCAACCAGUCGCCUACCUCAGCAAAAAACUUCACGGGGCAGAACUAAACUACCCAAUACAGGACAAAGAGGCCCUUGCCAUCGUCAUCACCUUCAAAGCGUGGAGAUGUUAUCUCGAAGGACGAAGAACAGCCGUCUACACUGACCACUGCAGCCUAAAAUAUUUGAAGACACAACCCAACCUUUCCAGGCGGCAGUUCCGGUGGAUUGACUUCCUCGAGACACACUUCCACUACGACAUCGUGUACAAGCCCGGCCACAAAAACAAAGCAGAUGCACUCAGCCGGCCUGCACACCCUCUUCCUGUCCCAGAACAACCAUGGCAAGUGGUUAGCUUGGACUUCAUCACCGGGUUACCACCUACCACCAGCGGUCAUGACGGAAUCCUUGUCGUCAUCGACAAGUUCUCCAAAAUGGGACACUUCAUUCCGACACACACGACAGCACGCACCGAGGAGACAGCACAACUAUUCGUUCGAUACAUCAUCUCACAGCAUGGCAUUCCAACCACACUUAUCUCCGACCGAGACCCCAAGUUCACCAGCAAGUUUUGGAAGGAACUCAUGUCUCUGCUCGGGGCCAAACUCGCCAUGUCAUCCGCUUACCAUCCGCAGACAGACGGACAGACCGAGCACCUCAACCAAAUUGUUGAGCAACUCUUCCGAGCAGCCUGCAAGGACGAGAUCUCCAAAUGGGACCUGCACCUGCCCGUUCUAGAGUUUGCUUACAACAACGCUACACAUGCCGCUACUGGACAGACGCCGUUCUUCCUCUGCUACAGACGCCACCCACUCACACCACAGAAACCGACAACAUCCGCUACAUUCCAACCUUCUAAACUCCUUUCAACACAAGAAAUGAAAAGUAGAAGAAGAAGAAGAAGAAGAAGAAGAAGAAGAAGAAGAAGAAGAAGAAGAAGAAGAAGAAGAAGAAGAAGAAGAAGAAGAAGAAGAAGAAAUAACUGAAACACUUCGCACACCAGCUUCACA